ACGCAACGCUUAAAACCGUAUGUUACAACGUACCUAUUACCUUGACGACGGUUUUACCCCGUAUCCUUGCCACAAGCGGCAGUUAGCUGCAACUCAACCGAAGACUUCAGUGUUUGAUCGCACUUUGCCAGGAUGACAUCGAAUAACGUACCGGAUGCGUUGCAAGAUUCAUGUACCGGUGGUCCUUCUUCGGAUAGCGAUCAAAUUCAGGACCAUUUUGUAGCCCGUUCCGUGGCCGUACUGUUCGCUUCACAGCGGGGUCUUCAGCUGCGAAAGUACCAUUCCUUGCUACCUUCAGGCGGUGGUGCCACUUACACGAUACAGUUCUGUGAUCUGGAGCGUUGGGUAAGAACAAUAUUUUUCCGCUGAUCUGUAGCGCAAAUUGACUUACGCAGGAUGUGUUCUUGCUUCAGUCACCCCUUCAAAAGCUUGCCUCCUUGGGCCUUACUCCGGAUUUUUGCUCCAGUACCGACACGACGAACUCAACCGGAAGCAAUAACCGUCCGAUUCAACAUGGUAAUUUGGUACGUUUCGUGGAUGCAUCGCCCUCAACGGUUAAGGAUGGAAAGCUUGUCACAAAGGAAGAAGGCUGAACAAAUCAAAUGUUGCCAUACUGCUGAGCAAUGAAACUGACACCGAAAUAAUGCUCUUUCAUCGCGCGGAUCCGAUUCGGCGCACUGGGUUUCUCAUCUCCCUCACAUCAGCAGUGGCCAAACAAAACAAAUACGCAAGGACCGCGAAAGGAACGCAGCUUUCCAGCAGCAGGAUGUUGAUGCUGUAACGCGAGUUGGCCAUCCAUCGUUUCGGCAUCCAGUGGUCCAGCCGUCCGACGGGUCUCUUUUAAAACACAUUAUCAACCAUCGAAACGAGUUCACUCGUUGAUUGCUUCUGGUGCCGAAAGCACAUCGGCCACUGGAGGAAGAAGACUUCUGGACUGCUCCCUAGCUUAAUCAAUCAGCCGUGUUUUUGUUUCGAUUCUGCUGAAGCUGAAAAAGGGCUACAAAAUGGUGUUCAGAAGUUGUGCAUAUUUGUAGUGCUGUUAAUGGUGAAUGUGAAAAUUUCGAUUCGUUUACACGAUCCGUGCAGUUGUUAAUUGUUGCAUGUGUAAUUGAGUGAAAAUUUUUUUUAGAAGACUUUUCCAAACUAAUUUAUUGCAUCCAGGACAAAGCAGUAAUGAUGUGUGUGCGGCCGAUUAGAGCAUUUUUUGCAUAAUAAUUAAAAGGUGUGUUGGCAAAAUUCUCCAAUUGAAACGCUUGUGAUUAGAUUAAAACAGAAUCUUUCGGCAGUGAGAUUUCAUCUAUCGCAUUGUUCGCCAACCAUUACCGGUGUUCCAAAUAAAACGAAAUGCAUUCCCGCAUGCUAAUAGUUUGUUGGAGGCGUAAACUGUUCUUUCUCGGCGCUUCCUUGCUAUUUCUGCUAGCCCUGUGGUUUUGGGGCUUCCUCUAUACAACGCACAUCACCGAGGACGGUGGUAAGAUUGUUUCGGUAAGAGAGCUAAUGCUGGGCAGUGUGCACGGUCGACACGAGAGUUUGCUCCAGCGGUUAGGUUUCCACGAUCGUCAUGAUGCUGUCCAGGAUGUUUCAGGCAGUGCAGGUGUACAUGGUGAACAAGGAUCGCUGCAGUUUGAAGGCGAUGAAGGUGGUGUCAAGUUUGUCAAACCGACGCCGGGUGGAUUACGUUCAGCGAAGGGACGACACAGCAAUGAUUGGGAUGUGAUCAUGCAGGAUCGAACGGAUGAUGGGAAACAGCUUAACCAACAGUUAAGUGCCAAAGGACAACGCCACAUCACCGACGAGAUGCGUAUAGCUGCGGAGCGACAAAGUCACUACGAGCAUGAGCUAAAGCGUAUGGGCGUUCCGGUAAUUGCUGGCAUUGGGCCAGGUGGUAGACCUCCUCCGGCUCAACGAUUGGUACACUUCGAUCUGAAGGGCGCUCCACCAAAAGUAUCCUACCUUCGGCGCUUAAUGCCCAUCCUAAAAACCUUAGGAGCCACGGGUAUCUUGCUUGAGUACGAGGACAUGUUUCCUUACGGUGGCUCAUUGGCACCGUUGGCCGCACGAAACGCUUACAAUCGCGACGAAAUUCUGGAACUCCUGAAGACCGCUUUCGCACUGGGACUCACCGUCAUUCCUUUGGUGCAAACGUUUGGCCAUCUCGAGUACGCACUGAAGCUGAAAGAAUUUGCACAUUUGCGAGAGGUGGAAGACUCACCACAGGCUCUUUGUCCUAGUUACAACGCUUCGAUUGCGUUCGUCGAAGAACUGUUGACGCAAGUGAUCGAGUAUCACAUGCCAGCAACAAAUGCAAAUCUUCUCCAUAAAGAGGAUAUUGAGCGGUUGACGCCAAAGUUGACACACAUUCACAUCGGUUGCGAUGAGGUAUACCGGCUUGCUGAAUGCCCCCGCUGUCGACAUCGACUAAAGGAUCAGCUGUUUCUCGAUCAUGUGUACAACGUUGCAACGAUCGUACGGCGUCGCUGGCCCCAUCUGCGCAUCAUCAUAUGGGAUGAUAUGCUACGCCAUGUGGCACUCGAUGCGCUACAAGCAUCCGGCAUUGGGAAACUCGUCGAACCAAUGAUCUGGGUGUACGCGGAAGAUAUCUACAAGUUCGUCCAGUCCUCCACCUGGGAGAAGUAUGCGUCCGUGUUCAGUACGGCAUGGGCAGCGUCCGCGUUUAAAGGUGCUCAUGGUGAGGGAUUGCUGAUGCCUCCGAUACGACGCCAUCUAGAGAACACACUACGCUGGCUAGCGGUGAUGCAGGGUGAAGGUAACCGGUUCACGCACGGACUGCAAGGACUUGCCCUAACGGGCUGGCAGCGAUACGAUCACUUUGCGAUACUGUGCGAACUGCUUCCCGCCUCACUGCCCAGCCUGGCGGUGUGUCUUUCAACAGCUGCGAAAGGAUAUUUCGAUGUCAGCGCAAGAACCAAUCCCAUACUCAGUAGUUUGACAUGCCCGGAACCGACUGGGGAGCAUCAUGCCUGGUUAGAGCUGCACAAAGACUCACUGAUGGUGAUGUUUUCGCGCUGCAUAUUCCCCGGCAGUAUGACCUAUCGGUUCAUGCUGCGCCUGGCAACCCUGACGGCCGAAACAGAAGAGUACACGGAUGCGAUCCGACAGAGACGAGGUUGGUUAACCGAUUACAACAUUCGGCAUAAUUUUAGCAGUGCGGCACGGGUUGACGAUUUGCUGGGGGAAAACUAUCGUCUGUUAAAUGCGGUCUCUAAUCUUGCACGCACUGCUGCAUCCACACUGACGGAGGCGUAUGAUCAUUGGACCUACGGGGAAUUCAUUGAGCAGCGCAUUUUUCCGAUGCUGGAAGAGUUGAAACGUUUGGAGCGCGCUGGAGAGGGACUUAAGAAACGCCGCUUCUGGUCACAGCGUCCACUGCCCUACCUAAAACCGUUUGAAGUACUUGGGAUUGAUGAGAAAACCUAGCUAGCGGAGUAUGUUAAAAUUUCCUUGCAUCAUCGAUAAAUGCAUUGGGGAUGGAUAAGUUUAGAAGAUUUUAGCCCCGAUGCUAGCGUUAGAAGAUAUGUAGAAUAGCAAACGAUCAUUUCGUAGUCAAAAACAUCCUGUUGGCGAGCCAUUUUGUAUACGAUUAAUCAUUUUUCUCGCCAAACGUUGAUGAUACACUGGUCCGAUAGUAAACCAACACGUGUGUUUCCCAACAAGACUGACAGAGAAAGUAUAGCGUUACUUAAAAGAUAGUGAACCGGCAGUGAAAUUGUAGUCGAAACAAUCAAAAUAUAAACGAUUUCGCGUAAGUUAGCAACUCUCA
Anopheles funestus (African malaria mosquito) is the source of this 3781-nucleotide messenger RNA. Its product is annotated as hexosaminidase D. NCBI's taxonomy places the organism in Eukaryota, Metazoa, Arthropoda, Insecta, Diptera, Culicidae. The coding region runs from base 1345 to 3438 and encodes 697 amino acids. Gene Ontology annotation, biological process: carbohydrate metabolic process. The transcript is spliced from 5 exons. Gene Ontology annotation, molecular function: hexosaminidase activity. The record is from RefSeq and is a predicted model, not a curated record.